UUUAUUUCAUGACGUUUCUGAAAACGUCAUUGAUUUACCUGCAACUGAUCCGCUCACGUGACCACAGAGCCAGCUGGAAGCAGUCGGGUUCAACUCUUCCUGAGCUCGAGGACAGGAGGCGGAAGAGGAGCCUGAAAGAGGAGGUGGAGGAGGUGAACACCACCUGAAGUGACGCUGCUGCGCCUCCGGAUCGUUCCUCAGUCCGACAGGAAAACUUCUGCAGCUCAAAGGCGGAACAAACGACGACAGAGGCAGCAGGCGGUUUUACUCCAGAAACCACGACCAGAUGCGGAUCAGGCCGGUCUGACUUCGUCCAGCCAGCCCGCAGCCCUGAAGAGUUUGGGGCCUCAGCGAUGGGGAACAGCAGCAGCGACAGGUCCAGUGGGGGUCAGGGGGACAGGUCAUACAGAGAUGGACAGCAGGGGGGGAAAGAGGCGCGUCCCAACAUCCUGAUGGACAGCACAGAGGACGGAGACCUCUUCCAGAGAGAGGACCAAAAGGCUCCGCAGGAAAUACAGGAAUUUCUGGCCUGGCAGCAGGACCUGGAGAGCGAAGGCAAAAGUCCGACGCAGGACAGACCGACCGUGUUCAGGUGGUCUGGGGUGGCCAAAGAAGUCUUCGUGUCCGGCUCCUUUAACAACUGGGUCACCAAGAUCCCCCUGAACAGAAGUGAGAAGAACUUUGUGGCCAUCGUGGACCUGCCAGAGGGGGAGCACCAGUACAAGUUCUGUGUGGACGGUCAGUGGACGCUGGAUCCUGCAGGGGCCGUGACCACGUCGAAGACCGGAACAGUUAAUAACGUCAUCCAGGUGAAGAGAACGGACUUUGAAGUCUUUGAUGCCCUCAGGAUCGACUCACAGGAUUCUGCAGACCUCUCAGACCUGUCCAGUUCCCCUCCCGGCCCCUAUCAACAGGAUGCAUAUGUCAUCAGAUCAGAAGACAAGAUCAAGCAGCCUCCUUUCUUGCCGCCUCACCUGCUGCAGGUGCUGCUCAACAAGGACACGGGUAUCUCUUGUGACCCGACGCUGCUUCCGGAGCCAAACCAUGUGAUGCUCAAUCACCUGUACGCCCUCUCCAUCAAGGACGGAGUGAUGGUUCUCAGCGCUUCACACCGAUACAAGAAGAAGUACGUGACGACUCUUCUCUACAAGCCGAUUUAACCCGCAGAGCCGUGAUCCAGGCUCUGGUGAUCCAGGCUCUGGUGAUCCAGGCUCUGGUGAUCCGGGCUCUGGUGAUCCAGCCUCUGGUGAUCCAGCCUCUGGUGAUCCUGUCUCUGGGGAUCCAGGCUCUGGGGAUCCAGGCUCUGGUGAUCCAGCCUCUGGUUCUGACAUCAGAACCAGUCUGUCGUCGUUCUUCGCUGCUGCUUCGAAUGUUUUUGCUAAAACUGGACUAAAAUGUGUUUCUGAUAUCAGUUUAAAGCAUUUUUACCAUCCUGUCAUCGCAAAUUUAGAAAAAGCUGCAACUCUUUUAGUUAAAGUUUCUGCACAAUGUUUGUAAAUAUGUGAUCCUCAGCUACAGCCUGAAGCUUCGUGUUUGAUAAGUUUGAAUCAGUGUGAAGCUCUCAGAUGUGAGAGCAGGUGGAAGUUUUCAUUCUGACCUCACUUGAUCCAGAUUAGUUUUUUUAUUAUUACCCAUGAUGCAGAGGAGGAACCUGCCUGAACACUCAUGGUUUUCAGCUCUCUGUGGCUUUGCACAGAGCCAAAGGCUGCAGCCUGGCUGUCCACAGUGACCUGUAGGACUGUGUGAGAUAAGGCCAGCUGUAACUGUGCUGCAGGAGCUCUGCAUACGUGAGCAAACAGACGCGAGGACACGAACGGCUUGAAAUUCAGCUGGGAGGCCUCGUGAAGAGCCAGUGUUUUAUUUCAAUGAUGCCUUUCUGACAAAUCAGACUUCUUUCAAAUCAGCUUUUGUUCAAGAAUUAUAAAGGAAUUAAAGUUUGAAAGCAUU
This is a messenger RNA of Chelmon rostratus (copperband butterflyfish), 1947 nucleotides long. RefSeq names its product protein kinase, AMP-activated, beta 1 non-catalytic subunit, b (gene prkab1b). Gene Ontology annotation, molecular function: protein kinase binding. The record is from RefSeq and is a predicted model, not a curated record. Lineage: Eukaryota; Metazoa; Chordata; Actinopteri; Chaetodontiformes; Chaetodontidae. The transcript has 9 exons. Gene Ontology annotation, cellular component: nucleus; nucleotide-activated protein kinase complex; cytoplasm. Bases 354 to 1160 code for a protein of 268 amino acids. Gene Ontology annotation, biological process: signal transduction.